Messenger RNA from Neoarthrinium moseri, 738 nucleotides. RefSeq lists its product as uncharacterized. The coding region runs from base 1 to 738 and encodes 245 amino acids. Lineage: Eukaryota; Fungi; Ascomycota; Sordariomycetes; Amphisphaeriales; Apiosporaceae. The record is from RefSeq and is a predicted model, not a curated record. The transcript is spliced from 2 exons.
AUGUCUGAGCUCAAGACCCUCAUUCUCCACGGCCACUACGGCACUCCCAACCCCUUAAAAGUGAUGAUCAUCCUCGAAGAGCUGGGGCUUCCCUACAAACACGUGAGCCAUGCCCGCCCUCCCGCAGCGCGUCCCCUUCCCCCGCUAACACCAACCGCCGCCCGCCAGGUCCAAGUCGACAUCACGAAGGUCAAGGAGGAGCCGUACACGCAGCUGAACCCGAAUGGGCGGCUGCCGACGCUCGAGGACCCCAACACGGGCCUGGUGCUGUGGGAGUCGGCGCCCAUCGUCGAGUACCUGGUCGACACGUACGACAAGGCGGGCCGGCUGACGCUGCGCUCCUUCCCCGAGUCGUACCACCUCAAGCAGUUCCUGGCGCUGCAGUCGUCGGGCCAGGGCCCCUACUACGGGCAGUGGGUCUUCUUCGCGCGCUACCUCCCGGGCGAGGCCGUCGCCAUCGCGCGGUACAAGGACCAGCUGCUGCGCGUUUGGUCCGUCCUGGACAAGAUUUUGGAGGGCAAGGAGUACCUUGUUGGAGGGAAAUGUACGUAUGCCGAUCUGUCGUUCGUUGCCUGGGAAGAUGGCAUGCGUGUCAAGUUCCCAGAGUUCGGCCUCGAGAAGCGAGCGUCGGAGUACCCGAACUACAAUGCCUGGUACCAGCGUCUGAUCGCUCGCCCAGCCGUAGCAAAGGCUCUCAGAAUCAACAGGGAGGAAAUGGCUAAGGCUGCGGCCAAGUGA